Quercus lobata is the source of this 666-nucleotide messenger RNA. RefSeq lists its product as uncharacterized. The transcript is spliced from 2 exons. Lineage: Eukaryota; Viridiplantae; Streptophyta; Magnoliopsida; Fagales; Fagaceae. The record is from RefSeq and is a predicted model, not a curated record. Bases 1 to 666 code for a protein of 221 amino acids. Gene Ontology annotation, molecular function: catalytic activity.
AUGGUUUCAUGGAAUGUUAGAGGUUUGAAUGACUUCCAGAAACGUCUGGUAGUGAGAAACUUGUUACGUGAGUGGAAGUGUGAUGUUAUAUGCCUUCAAGAAACAAAGAUUGCUAGCAUAGAUAGGCAGCUGGUUUGCAGUAUUUGGGGCUGUUUGUAUGUGGAUUGGGUGGCUUUAGAUGCUGAUCAGACAGCUGGUGGGGUCUUGAUUAUGUGGGAUAGGAGGGUUUUAGAAAAAUUGGAAGUACUGGAUGAGUUGGUGGGUAUUCAGCAGUAUUGGAAUAUUCAUUGGUGUUGUUUUGGGGAUUUUAAUAUUGUUCGUUUUCCUAGUGAACGGAGGGGUGCAUCUAGGCUUACUCCGGCUAUGGAAAAAUUUUCUGAAUUUAUUGAAGAUUUAAACUUGAUAGAUUUGUCGUUGGAGGGAGGGAGUUAUACUUGGUCUAGUGGUACCAACCAACCAUCCAUGUCUAGGAUUGAUAGGGCUCUAGUGUCACAUGAUUGGAAGCAACACUUUCAGGAUGUGACCCAAUGGAUUCUACCACGAUCAGUUUUAGAUCAUUUCCCAAUUCUCCUAGAGGCAGGGGGUAUGGCGAGGGGAAAAAGUCCCUUCCGGUUUGAGAAUAUGUGGUUGAAGUCAGACGGGUUUGUUGAUAGAGUAGACUCAUGA